AACGCUUGGAUUUUGCCGCGAAACUGAGCUGACGUCCCCCAGUGAGAGACUUUUUUCUUUUAUGGUUAAAUUAAAAGUGUAAUUAAUAGUUUUUCUGCUCGGUGUGUUUGUGUGUAACGGUACCGAGAUGUUUUGUGAGAAAGCCAUCGAGUUAAUCAGAGAACUUCACCGGAUGAGCGACGGACAACUGCCUGCUUUUAACGAGGAUGUUUUCCGGCAGGUUCUGCAGGAAAUGGAAGCUCUUUAUGAACAGAACCAGACUGAUGUUAACGAGGCGAAGGCCGGCCGAGCUGAGCUCAUUCCCUCCAUCAAGCUGCGUCACUGCUGCCUGCUGAGGAACCAGCGCUGUCUCACCGCCUACCUCUACGACCGGCUGCUGAGGAUCCGAGCUCUGCGUUGGGAGUACGGCAGCGUGCUGCCCGCUAACGUCCGCUUCCACAUGUGUGCAGAGGAGGUGCAGUGGUUCAGUCAGUAUAAGAAGUCUCUGGCGUCCUUCAUGCGGUCUCUAGGGGGGGGCGAGGGUCUGGACAUCACUCAGGACAUGAAGCCCCCCAAGAGCCUUUACAUCGAGGUGAGGUGUUUAAAGGACCACGGAGAGUUUGAGAUCGAUGAUGGAACUGUGAUCCUGCUGAAGAAGAACAGUCAGCACUUCCUGCCGCGGUGGAAAUGUGAGCAGCUGAUUCGUCAGGGCGUCCUGGAGCACGUCAUGUCCUGACGGAGGAACAGCUGACAGACAACCCAGGGCUUCCAUUGGCCGACAGCAGAGGACCAUUCAUCCAAUCAUCAAACGUUUUCUUUUACACAGCAGACAGAUGUCAUGAACUCAAACGUCCAGAUUCACUACGGCCCCUGAAUGCAACACACAGUUUAAUUCAGUUUCUUCUUUUAUUCUGAUGUAAAAAAUAAAGUCUCUUUUUCUAAAU
Molecule: messenger RNA, 923 nt
Organism: Sander lucioperca (pikeperch)
Lineage: Eukaryota; Metazoa; Chordata; Actinopteri; Perciformes; Percidae
Gene: gins1
Product: GINS complex subunit 1 (Psf1 homolog)
Exons: 7
Coding region: 128-715 (195 amino acids)
Biological process (GO): DNA strand elongation involved in mitotic DNA replication; DNA replication
Cellular component (GO): GINS complex
Source: RefSeq, a predicted model, not a curated record